This is a messenger RNA of Parascedosporium putredinis, 1392 nucleotides long. Lineage: Eukaryota; Fungi; Ascomycota; Sordariomycetes; Microascales; Microascaceae. The record is from the annotation of a GenBank genome assembly.
AUGAAUGGAAUCGUUCAUCCCUGUUCUCAUCCUGAAGACCGCCCUGCGCCUAGAGACGAGGAGGAGAUGAUGCUAGAGAUCUUUAAGUACACAGACCGAGUCGUUAAUAUGGUUCGACCCCGCAAGGUGCUUGUCAUUGCCGUCGGUAUGUUUGCUCCCAUGAACCAGCAGCGAUCACGGAGAUUCCGCUCGGCUCAAGAAGCUAAAGAAAAGGAAGCAGCCAAAGCAGAACUUCGAACCCUUCUCCAGCAACAAGGCAGCGAUACCGCGAUUACAUCUUCAGAGGACGCUGUGAAAAAGGCCUUCGAUUCGAACUCAAUCACGCCUGGCACACCAUUCAUGGAUAUCCUCGCUACCAGUCUUCGUUACUGGUGUGCAUACAAGCUCAACACAGAUGCAGCCUGGGCGAAUCUAAAAGUCAUAAUCUCCGACGCCACAGUACCGGGCGAGGGCGAGCACAAGAUUAUGGACUUCGUGCGGUCUCAGAGAGCAUACCUUAACCGCAAUAUGGAGGGACAACCUACCGUAUAUGGGGGCUAUGUCACGCGGGAUGGUCAUAUUGACCUCGGCCGUGCCCAGGUCAUCAUGGACGGUCUCGCAAAACAAGAAGAUGCCAUCUUUAAGCGGAGGAAGCAACAAGAAGAUAGGCACGCUGCAUUCGAGGAGCCGUCUCCCACCACUCCGAACAUAGGAUCAAUCGAUACCGGCUCGCGACCCGUGCCCCCUCCUCUCGAGGGCCCAGUGGAUACUGUGCGGCUCUGGGAAGAGGGAUACGCAGACCGGUACUACGAGCAAAAAUUUCAAGCUAGUCCUCGCGAUGUAGCCUUCCGGAACAAAGUCGCCCAGGCAUACGUUGAGGGACUUUCGUGGGUUCUUUUAUACUAUUUCCAGGGUUGUCCCUCAUGGGAUUGCGAGAUCAUUGACUUCUAUCCCGAAGAGUUUGAAAUCGACUUGAAUGGAAAGAAAAUGGCGUGGCAAGGCGUAGCACUGCUACCCUUCAUUGAAAUGCCUAGACUUCUGACUGCUGUUGAGCAGAGAUAUCCCCUGCUAAGUCCCGAGGACGCAGACCGUAACAAACUUGGCAAGGUCGUUCUCCUUCUCUCCGAUGCAAACUCUAGCCUAUACAGCGACAUCACAAGCAGAGUCGAGAAACUGGACGAUUACCUCCCGCAUGGCUGUCUCGAAUACCCAUUGCAACGCAAGGCAAUGCCGAGCCUCGAAUAUGAUCGCUCACUAGUUGUCGGAUAUGAGUUAUCGCACUCCGCGCAGAGUCAUAAAUCUAUGCUACUACGCGGGGUCGAAAUGCCUAAACCUUACCUUAAUCGUGGUGAUAUUGAAACCCUCAAAGGACACUCGACACCGCUGGACGCAGCUACGGAGGUGCCCCGUUAG